AUGUCUCUCCUUCAAUAUCCCCCACCGGUGGAUUAUAGCGCACAGCUUACUGGCUUCAAGGAUUUCUUGAAGGGUUUUAAAACCUUCCAAUCGUCCUCGGAAGCAGCGGCGACCGAAGCUUUGGAGGAUUUGAACAUUGAUGAAGGCCGGACCAGUGAUGAAUAUGACUUCAUGGAUGAUGUCGAUGAUGAGGGAGCAAACACCAGAGGAGCAAGGAGGCGCCGGGAGCCGAAGCUCAAGUACAUGCAGGUUCUGCAAGAUAUCGCAAAUCGCGAUAAGUCUCAUAUCCUGAUCGAGUUGGAUGACCUUGCCACCUUCGAGAAAUCCUUGCCCGAGGGAGAAGAUCUCAAGCUCGUCGAAUCUAUCGAAAAGAAUGCACGGCGGUAUAUCGAUGUUGUCUCCCAGGCAGUGGACUCGAUUAUGCCCAAGGAAACGAAGGAUAUCACAUACAAGGAUGACGUGCUGGAUGUGAUCAUGUCUCAGCGCGAGAAGCGCAACGAUGCUAUGGAAACCGCAAUGGAGGCUGACAUGGAGGCCGCUGCUACUGCUCCAUCCAUGUUCCCCGCAGAACUCACUCGCAGAUAUACCCUUAACUUCAAGCCCAUCACGCCUUCAGGGUCCAGCACCGAGCGCAACUCCAAGGCCCUCGCCGUCCGAAGCGUGCGUGGUGAGCACCUCGGUAGCUUGAUUACGGUUCGUGGUAUUACAACCCGUGUCUCGGAUGUCAAGCCAGCUGUCCAGAUCAAUGCCUAUACUUGCGAUCGCUGCGGUUGUGAAGUUUUCCAGCCCAUCACCACCAAGCAAUUCAUGCCUUUGUCCGAGUGUCUGUCGGAAGAGUGCAAAAAGAACAACUCCAAGGGCCAGCUCUUCUUGUCAACCCGUGCGUCGAAGUUCGUACCCUUCCAGGAGGUCAAGAUCCAGGAAAUGGCCGACCAGGUGCCUGUGGGUCACAUUCCUCGCACUCUGACCAUCCACUGCCACGGCGCCCUCACCCGUCAGCUGAACCCAGGUGACGUUAUCGAUGUUGCAGGCAUCUUUUUGCCCACACCUUACACCGGUUUCCGUGCCAUCCGUGCUGGACUUUUAACCGACACCUACCUUGAGGCUCAGCAUAUCACUCAACACAAGAAGUCCUACAACGAUAUGGGCAUGGACAGCAAUACUCUGCGCAAGAUUGAACAGCACCAACGUUCCGGUAACAUGUACGAGUACCUCUCACGGUCGAUCGCUCCCGAAAUUUAUGGACAUCUCGAUGUCAAGAAAGCAUUGCUCUUGCUCUUGAUUGGCGGUGUUACGAAAGAAAUGGGUGAUGGUAUGCACAUCCGUGGUGACAUCAACAUUUGCUUGAUGGGUGACCCCGGUGUGGCCAAAUCUCAGCUUCUUCGAUACAUCACCAAGGUUGCUCCUCGUGGCGUGUACACCACUGGACGAGGAAGCAGUGGCGUCGGUCUUACUGCUGCAGUUAUGAGGGAUCCGGUAACUGACGAGAUGGUGCUGGAGGGAGGUGCACUUGUUCUGGCUGACAACGGUAUCUGCUGUAUUGAUGAGUUCGACAAGAUGGAGGACUCGGACCGUACUGCCAUUCACGAAGUGAUGGAACAGCAGACCAUCUCAAUCUCCAAGGCCGGUAUUUCUACGACUCUCAACGCACGUACUUCUAUCCUGGCAGCGGCCAACCCGCUGUAUGGACGCUACAACCCCCGUGUGUCACCCGUUGAGAACAUCAACUUGCCCGCCGCUUUGCUCUCUCGUUUCGAUGUGAUGUUCCUGCUUUUGGACACCCCCUCCCGUGAAGGCGAUGAAGAACUCGCCAACCACGUUACCUACGUUCACAUGCACAACAAGCACCCGGAGAAUGAAGAAGCAGGUGUGAUGUUCACCCCCCACGAGGUCCGUCAAUACAUUGCCAAGGCACGCACAUACCGCCCUACUGUUCCCAGCAGUGUUUCCGACUACAUGGUUGGUGCGUACGUGGCCAUGCGCAAGAGACAGAAGAUCGAUGAGUCCAAGCAGCGCCAGUUCUCCCACGUCACCCCCCGUACCUUGCUUGGUAUUGUCCGUCUGUCCCAGGCCCUAGCUCGCCUUCGAUUCAGCCAUGAGGUUGUUCGCGAGGAUGUUGACGAGGCUCUGCGUCUUAUUGAAGUCAGCAAGGCUUCUCUGUACAACGAUGGCGAGCAUGGCGCCGACAACACUCCCUCUAGCAAGAUCUACAACUUGAUCCGCAGCAUGAAGGAGAGUGGUGCCGCUGCCGUCGGAGAUGGCGAGGAGGGUGAGAUGAGCAUGAGACGUAUUCGUGAGCGUGUCUUGGCCCGAGGCUUCACUGAAGAUAACCUCACCAUGACUAUUGAUGAAUAUGCUGAAAUGAACCUUUGGCAAGUCACUGGCAACGGCACCCGUCUACUCUUUACUGAGGUUGACGGUGAUAUGGACAUGUAA
Messenger RNA from Penicillium soppii, 2436 nucleotides. Its product is annotated as DNA replication licensing factor MCM7. Gene Ontology annotation, molecular function: ATP hydrolysis activity; single-stranded DNA binding; single-stranded DNA helicase activity. The transcript is spliced from 4 exons. The record is from RefSeq and is a predicted model, not a curated record. Gene Ontology annotation, cellular component: nucleus; MCM complex. Bases 1 to 2436 code for a protein of 811 amino acids. Gene Ontology annotation, biological process: DNA strand elongation involved in DNA replication; DNA replication; double-strand break repair via break-induced replication. Lineage: Eukaryota; Fungi; Ascomycota; Eurotiomycetes; Eurotiales; Aspergillaceae.